AAAUCUCACUGGGCUAACACAUUGAAAUAUUCCCAUUUUCUUCUCAGCCAUUCCUACGCCUUAUUUUUGUAGGCAGAGGUCUACAUACAAUUUUGCAUUCUGCUUUUUUUUUUUUGGCUGCACCACUCCGCAUGUGGGAUCUUAGUUCCUCAACGAGGGAUGGAACCCACGCCCCCUGCAUUGGAAGCCGAGUCUUAACCACCGGACAGCUAGGGAAGUCCCUCUGCUUUUUCACACAAUGUUAUAUCGUGAGCGUUUUUCAUGUUGUAACCUAGUCUUCCUUUUUUCAUGGCAUAAUAUUUCUGUCAGUAGCCAUCUUAUCACUUCUUGAACAAUUCCGGUCCCUGAACAUUUAUUUUUCUUCCACCUUGUUCUGGCAUCAUAGCUUACACUUCAUACAUGUCUUUAGAGAUUCGUUACCUUAUCAUUGCUUCUCAGGCGCGCAGCAUCGUCCAGUCUGUGGGCCCAACUAUCUCCAUUGCUGUUAGGAGUGUCAUCGGGCCACAGGAAAACACCAAUGAAGGUCUUGCCUGUUCUCUUUAAUUUUUGUUACUUUUCCGGUUGCCUCCUCGUCCCAAUCUGCCUUGCUCCAAUUUUAGGGAGGUUGACCCUUUAUCCACUGAUCUCCAGGUGAAAAGGCUCCCAUUUUGGGAGCGCGUGACUCGGGAGUCGGGAAGCAGCGCCCGUCUUGCCGGGUUUGCGCCCGGCCACGCCCCACUGGCCCAGCUCUGCCCCGCCCCGCCCGCGGGACUACACUUCCCAGGCAACCCUGCGCGGCGAGCGCGGCCGCAGCUUCCAGGCGCCGGUUGGGACGCGGGGGCCGAGGCGCAGGCGGGACGCAAUGGCUGCGUGGGGCGAGCGGCUGGCCGGCGUGCGCGGGGUGCUGCUCGACAUCUCAGGCGUGCUGUACGACGGCGGUGAGGGCGGCGGUGCGCCGAUUGUAGGCUCUGUGGAGGCGCUGGCGAGACUGAAGCGGUCCCAGCUGAAGGUGAGGUUCUGCACCAACGAGUCGCAGAAGUCCCGGGGAGACCUGGUGGGGAUGCUUCGGCGUCUGGGCUUUGACAUCUCAGAGGGCGAGGUGACCGCCCCGGCCCCCGCCACCUGCCUGAUCCUGAAGGAGCGAGCCCUGCGGCCACACCUGCUCAUCCACGACGGAGUCCGCUCGGAAUUUGAUCAGAUCGACACGUCCAACCCAAACUGUGUCGUAAUUGCAGAUGCAGGAGAAGGCUUUUCUUAUCAAAACAUGAAUAAAGCUUUCCAGGUGCUUAUGGAGCUGGAGAAUCCUGUGCUCUUCUCACUGGGAAAAGGACGCUACUACAAGGAGACCUCUGGCCUGAUGCUGGACGUUGGUCCCUACAUGAAGGCGCUUGAGUAUGCCUGUGGUAUCGAAGCUGAGGUGGUGGGGAAACCUUCCCCUGAGUUUUUCAAGUCUGCUCUGCGGGAGAUGAGGGUGGAAGCCCACCAGGCCAUCAUGAUCGGGGACGACAUCGUGGGUGACAUCAGCGGUGCCCAGCGGUGUGGGAUGAGAGCGCUGCAGGUGCGGACCGGGAAGUUCAGGAGCAUCUUACGCACCAGGGUUUGGGGCACCUCCUGCAGAAGGCCCUCCUGCUCUAGGCAGCCCGCCGCCAUCACGGAGCUGGCGAGGGUGAGUCCCUCCGCCUCUUGAUGGAAAGAGUCAGCUACUGGAAAGGCCCAGUGACGAGCACCACCCGGAAAUAAAGGCUGAUGGGUAUGUGGACAACCUGGCGGAGGCUGUGGACCUGCUGCUGCAGCACGCGGACAAGUGACAGGCUUUCUGGGAGGGCCCCCAGCCUCCUGCCGCCCUCUCCUGUGCCCACACCAUCCGAGGCACUGCCCCCUGGCCUGGACGGGCAAGCGAGAGGGUGCCAGCCAAGCAGUUCUGGGCUGCCCUGCGCCUGAGCCACCAGCCCCUCCUCCGUCUCCUUCUGCCGACCCCCCUUCCCUCCUCCUCUCCGGGCACACCUCCCAGCCUCCUGGGUGAAGUUUGAUCCCCACCUGCUGGCCCAGCCCCUCCCUGUGCUUCCCUAGUGGAAGUCAAGAGGUGGGGCACAGCUGUCGAAUCCCCAAACCCAUUCUCUCUCCAGUCGGCCAGACCUUUCAAUGCGCUACCGAAUCGGACUCUGGCGUUUGCCCCCUGCCUCUUUUCAAACAGCCCUUGAGUUUUAGGGAGGCGCCUGGAGAAAGCGGGGACUCCCAAGCAGAGUCCUUGCGGCCAGAGCCGAGCCAGCCUCCCCGGGACUGCCCAGCGGCCCCUGCCCUCACCUGGUGUCAGAGGGACCGCUCAGCACUCCCCACGAACCCCCCAAACAAUGCAGCCCGCCAUUUCUAUCCCAAGUCACCUCUGGAACCCAAAUGGAGCGGCUCCCAGGGGCACUUUAAAGACUGCCGUCCUUCGAGCAAGAAUUGUAAGCUCUGGAAUCCAGGUGGCAGGUGGAGGGUACCUUCUGGAGCCUGAACUCGAUAGACUUGAAUGUGUCACACCCAGGAAACUAACGGUUAAAUCAACUCUCUGCCCUGA
Messenger RNA from Orcinus orca (killer whale), 2539 nucleotides. It is a transcript of the gene LHPP, whose product is annotated as phospholysine phosphohistidine inorganic pyrophosphate phosphatase. Gene Ontology annotation, molecular function: inorganic diphosphate phosphatase activity; phosphatase activity. Bases 842 to 1666 code for a protein of 274 amino acids. Gene Ontology annotation, biological process: dephosphorylation. Gene Ontology annotation, cellular component: cytosol. NCBI's taxonomy places the organism in Eukaryota, Metazoa, Chordata, Mammalia, Artiodactyla, Delphinidae. The transcript has 8 exons. The record is from RefSeq and is a predicted model, not a curated record.